Molecule: messenger RNA, 3275 nt
Organism: Belonocnema kinseyi
Lineage: Eukaryota; Metazoa; Arthropoda; Insecta; Hymenoptera; Cynipidae
Product: gamma-taxilin-like
Exons: 7
Coding region: 293-2401 (702 amino acids)
Molecular function (GO): syntaxin binding
Source: RefSeq, a predicted model, not a curated record
GACGUGACUUUUUCAGAUUUCUUUCUCAUCACAUCUUCUGAUCGUCCACGAGGUUUUCCUUCCGCGUUCGGCCACAGAGUUUAUUACGUAUUUAAUAUCAAUUUAAACAAAAAUUAUUACAUAAUUUUUUUCCGUGUGAUCAAUCCCAGUGUCUUUCAUCAUUUUUGUCCACAUCGAACAUUCAGCAUAGGUCUGCGGUCUGAACCUGUUAACUGCUUAUGUCGUCUUAUAGAAAAUCAGGGCUUUUUCUCACAACAGCUCAGUUUACUCGAAGAAUAGACUACUGAGAUACAUGUCAGUGUGUCCGAUGCAAUGUUCUAAGAAAUUGUUCAAAAGUAUAUAUGUUUUGAUUAUGGAUAACGACAUUAAUGAGAGUGUGAAAAUUGGGACUAGUGAUGUCGAGAAGAAAACGGACAACGUAAAACCAGAGUCCAAGUCACAUGCUCACCAGCGAGAAAGGAAGCAUGCCAGGGAAGAAAAGUCGAGAAAAAAGGAUGAGCGAGGAGUCGAUCAAGUAUUCAAAAACUUGGGGAGUAUCGACAAUUCCGAUGAAAAGUUAUCAGCUAUGUGCAAAAAAUACUCGGAUGUAAUCGAUGAAAAUCGCAAGUUACAGCUCUCAUUGAAGCAAUCAGAGAAAAAAGUCCAAAUGAUCCAACGUGAGAAGGAUCAGCUUCAAGCCGAGCGAAGCAAAGCAGUUUUGACCAGAAGCCGACUCGAAAGUUUAUGCAGAGAAUUGCAGAGGCAAAAUAAAGCAGUAAAAGAAGAAAGUUUGCUGAAAAUCCGAGAAGAGGAGGAAAAACGAAAGGAAGUCUCUGCAAAGUUCCAAACCACUUUAACCGAAAUCACCGCCUUAAUGGGCCAAAACAAUGAAAAAAAUGCAAAGUUACACGAAGAUAAUAUGGAGAUGAGCAAAAAUUUCAAGUCUGUUUGCGAACAAGUGGAAUUGAGAGAGCAGCAAUUUGAAAAAAUUCACCAGCAAAUGAAACUGGAAAUUCAACUAGCGGAAGCGAAAUUGGCUAAAGUUACUUUAGAAAUGACGGCUGACAAGGAAGUGCUAUUAAAUGAGAAAAAACAACUCCUGUCUAAACUUACGGAAUAUCAAGUGCGAAUUAGAGAUAUGCAAACACAGGAAGUUGCACUGAGAAGUCAAAUAAGUAUGUACACUGAUAAGUAUGAUGAAUUCCAAAAUGCUUUGACCAAAAGCAACGAAGUAUUCGGGGGAUUCAACGAGGAAAUGGAAAAGAUGUCCAAGAAAAUCCUGAAGCUAGAGAAGGAAACCGGCUUAUGGAAGCAGCGUUGGGAAAAGAGUCACAAAGCCCUGUACGAAAUGGCAGCCGAUAAACAAGCCCGAGACGCUGAAAUAGAAGCCCUUAAUCGGAAGCGUUUGCUUCUUCUAGAAUUGUGCAAAGCUUUUCAACAAGAGAGAACGACUCUUAUCGCUGAGCUGAAGGAAAAAACUGCAGAAGUUGCCGCACUCAAUGAAACUAGUGUGGAUACAAAAUCUAAUGAGCAGAUUGAGAAAUUUACGAAAAGCUCUGAAGAACUUGGAAAAAGCUUAUCGCAAGCCCAGGAAUCGCUGAUGGAAGAUAUGGCUUCACAGGAAGUGAAGAUAAAGAGUGAAAGUGUAAAAUCAAAAGAUGAAGCACCUAGUAAACCGGAAUCGAAAAAGAGAAAAGACAAGAAGAGACAAGAAGUGCAGAAAGGAAAUGAAAAUACGGAAGUCAAAAAGGAAUCCAGUGAGAAGGCGGGCAAGGACGAAAUUGCAUUAAAAGAGAAAGUAAGUGAAGAAACAUCUUCUAGUAAAUCUGAGACUUUAAAUCAGGAUAAAGCAUCUGACAAAGAAGUAAUCGAAAAGGAGAAUGAAGUGAAAUUAUUUACGGAAUAUAUGAAACCCGUUGUAGUAGAGAUCUCGAAAGAAGAUUUAUCAAAGACAGAAGGUAAUUCAAAAGAGAGUGAUUCAGAAAAAAAGGAAUCGAAUCCCAAAGAAAAUGCACAGGAGGAAACGUCUGUAAAUCUUGAUAAUGGUGAAAUUCAAGUACCUCUUCAAGUAAAAGUUCAAGUUCCUCUCGAAAAUAAGACUGAAGUUAAUGGUGAAGUUAAAAUGGAAGAUGGGAUAACAAAUGAAGUUGUGCACUUAAGUGAAGAUUUGAAAAGCGCAGAUUUGAAUGGAACAGAGAAGGAAAAUCAUGAAAAGAAGUCGAUAAGCAAUUUGAAUCCAGAGAAUGGUGAAAAUAUACCAGAGAUAGGAUGUGAAGUUUCGAAAAAGUCUGAAAUUGUUCUGGACAAUGUUGAAGCGAACCAGAUAGUUUGCGAAGUUGCAGUUUCUAAUCAGGAAGAUGUACAAAUUAAGUCUGAUUCGUGUCUUGCCACAGCAAAGAAAGGAAAGGUAAAUGUUUUUUAAGGAUACAAAGAAGAAGUCUGAAAGUUAAAACUGAACUUCCACAAUCUUCCAGUAAGAUCCAAGUAUUUUAGUGAACGUAUUUAUAAGUCUUGUAACGUAUAUCAUUGCAAAUUGAUCAAUUAAAGAUACUGAAUCAGUCAGUGAGUGAAUUAGUAUUUUUGAUUGAUUUCAAGAAGAGUAGAUUAAACUUCCAAUGUAAUUAAAUCGAUAAAUUUUUAAUUCGUUGGUUGUUUAUGAAUUCUUUUUUCACUCAUACUAUUCAUUAGAAAGAUUUUCAUAACAUUGUAAACGCGUCUCUUUGAAGAAAGUAGGGCGAAUUUUGCCAGAUUUAAAAUUUUGCCUUAUUCCUAGUCGGUACUAGUAUGAAUAUAAAGCAUAUAGAUAAUAUCUUGUGCUUCAAUGUAGUCAUACAAGGAAUUUUGUUAGUAGACCCAGCGAGCACUUUGACAAUUAUUAUUUCUUACGUAUUGUACAUAAAUAGUUUUUUGUGACUUUACAAAUGAUAUCUCUUCAAAUCGAUGAUUACUAUUUAUUUUACAUAAUGUUUGCGAAAUCUACUUAUAAGUAGAUUGUCCUGCUAUUUUGUUAAAAUUGAAGCCGGAUUUAUUAAAUUAUGAAACUAUUGGUGAAAUUUUUACGAUACGAUUGAUUUAAUGACUCUGCUUUAUUGUUAGAUAUUUGAAAGAUAACAUUUGUCAUUAAUUAAUACCAUUUUUUUUUAUAGUCUUGUCAAAAAUUAAAUGUGCGAAAUGAAACGUUACUUACUGAAAGUUAACUUUCAGAGCUAGUGGUUGUGUUCAAUAUGCUUUAAGUAGAUUUUUUAUUACUGAAUGAUUUUAAAAAUUGCAGGAAUAAAGAAUAAGUAAUCAUGAAA